Sipha flava (yellow sugarcane aphid) is the source of this 1548-nucleotide messenger RNA. RefSeq lists its product as uncharacterized. The record is from RefSeq and is a predicted model, not a curated record. The coding region runs from base 83 to 823 and encodes 246 amino acids. NCBI's taxonomy places the organism in Eukaryota, Metazoa, Arthropoda, Insecta, Hemiptera, Aphididae. The transcript is spliced from 6 exons.
GCUUAUUCGUAUAUAGAGUCGUGUGUUGUGCCGCAACAUAUCAUUUUCGAAAUAAUCGACGAUCAGAACUACGCGCGGAAAAAUGUUCACCAAAAGAUUCAUCAUCGCGUUCGCGCUAUACGCUUUGUCUUUGGACAAAACUUCGGCUAAGCCAUUUAUCGAUGGACUGAAACCGUGCAAGAGAAGUGAUCCGAAACUGGAAGAAUGUUUGUUGAACAUACUCAAACAGGCUAAGCCUCAGCUUAUACGUGGUAACCCGCAAUUCAAUUUACCGCCAUUAGAUCCUGUACAUAUCCCUAGAAUAUCAAUCGGCAGAUCGAUGCAAGACAUCAACGUGACCGGAGAUUUGUUCAACUUGAUAGCGAAUGGUACGAAAUCAGUAACCGCUAAAGCAUUUAAAGUUAAUUUAAUUAAACAUACAUGGGAUAUAGAAUUAGAAAUUCCACUAAUCAUGUUUAUCACUGACUUCGACUUGAACGUCACUUUGAAAGCUCUGCCGAAGCCCAUAGUCGACGAAGGACAAUGCACUGGAAAAAUCAGUAACAGUGUUCUUCGUUUACAUUCAGACACAGAUUCGUCUGACGAUAAAAUUAAGUUGAAAAGCGUCAAAAUUAACUUAAACCUUGGAGAUGUAGAAAUCAAUAUCAUUAAAUCACAAAAUCCGGCAUUGGCGCAAUUCUUGUCGAAAAUUCUCAAGAGAAACAAACGUAUGGUACUCGACCUGGUGACUCCGAUCGUCGAGGAUUCCGCAGAAAAACUGUUGCUCCGGCACGGCAACAGCAUUCUGUCCACCAUGCAAAUCACGGACUUGUUGGCUGACUAAAAUCAGGCUGAUUUGGUCUAAGUUUAAACAACGGACGCAACAUAAAUACUCUUUCUCUCUCCCCCCCCCCAUUUCACAUAAGGACGUCAUACAAAUAAGAAAUUAUUUCGAAUAUUCCAAACUAUAUUAUAUUUGGAAAUAAAAAGCUAUAUCGUCGAAUAAUUUAUAUUUUAUUACAUUUAAAUAGUAAACACUCAGUCGAUGUGACUGUAUGUAAAACAAUAUAAUAUGAUAACCGAAGACUACAGCGGUUUUUUUUCGCGUAAUAACAGUCGCAAUUGAUCGCGAAUGGUUUGUAAUUUAGAAUAUAGCUUAGUUUUGUACCAAAAUAAUAUUUCAGUCGACCGUUCGGUUAUCAAAUAUAUGUACGUCUUAACAGUUAAAUACAUUUUUAUAUUAUAAAUUGUAUUUCGAGUAUUAUAUAGUACACACAUUAUUUUGUAUCAACUUUUUUAUGAUCAUUUUUGUUACUUUUGCGUAGUAAAUAUGUUUACUGUUAUACUACGUCUGAGCAGAAGAUAGAUAUGAUCAAUGUUACUGUUCCAAUUUCUAAUGUAAAAUUGCACUUGUUAUAAAAAAAUGUCGCACUAGGAUAAUUUAUUUAUUUUUAUUUUUAUUUAUAAUGAAUUGAACAUUUAUCGUAAUAUUAAUCUGGUAUUGUUAAAAAUUAUUUUAUUAUUCGAGUGAUUCAAUUACCAUCGAGAUCGCGAUAAUUUUGAAAUAAU